GAAGAUGAAGGAGAAGCUGCAGAUAUGGAAGAAUAUGAAGAAAGUGGAUUGUUGGAAACAGAUGAGGCUACCCUAGACACAAGGAAAAUAGUAGAAGCUUGUAAAACUAAAACUGAUGCUGGAGGUGAAGAUGCUAUUUUGCAAACAAGAACUUAUGACCUUUAUAUCACUUAUGAUAAAUAUUACCAGACACCACGAUUUUGGUUGUUCGGCUAUGAUGAGCAAAGGCAGCCUUUAACAGUUGAACACAUGUAUGAAGACAUCAGUCAAGAUCAUGUGAAGAAAACAGUGACCAUUGAAAAUCACCCUCAUCUCCCACCACCUCCUAUGUGUUCAGUUCACCCAUGCAGGCAUGCUGAGGUGAUGAAGAAAAUCAUUGAGACUGUUGCAGAAGGAGGAGGAGAACUUGGUGUUCAUAUGUAUCUUCUAAUUUUCUUGAAGUUUGUACAAGCUGUCAUUCCAACAAUAGAAUAUGACUACACAAGACACUUCACAAUGUGACGGAGAGAGCAUAGAAUCUAUCCUAAUUAUUGUUUCUGAUUUUUAAACAAUUAACCCAUAGAUGUGACCAUUGACCAUAUUCACCAAUAUGUACAAUUUCUCUAAUAAAGGGACUUAUAUGUUUAUGCAUUAAAUAAAAAAAGUUCCACUACCAGA
Lutra lutra (Eurasian river otter) is the source of this 657-nucleotide messenger RNA. RefSeq names its product ubiquitin-like-conjugating enzyme ATG3. The record is from RefSeq and is a predicted model, not a curated record. Gene Ontology annotation, molecular function: Atg8-family ligase activity. NCBI's taxonomy places the organism in Eukaryota, Metazoa, Chordata, Mammalia, Carnivora, Mustelidae. Gene Ontology annotation, cellular component: cytosol; cytoplasmic ubiquitin ligase complex. Gene Ontology annotation, biological process: autophagy of mitochondrion; autophagosome assembly; nucleophagy. Bases 25 to 501 code for a protein of 158 amino acids. The transcript has a single exon.